AAAUCUAAGUGUGAUAUGCGACUUCCAUUAUAUGUUGCUGUUACUGCACCCCUGUGAUCCUUUGCGAGCCGCGGUGUCAUGUUUCUGCGAACCCAAGAAAAGCUUGUUUGUCCUCUGGCUUCACAGAAAAUAGAUUUGAAGGGAAGUGAUCACGGGGCUCAGAACACUUGUUGUCAGCUUCUUCCCCUCCUGCAUCAUCUCCUCUCUCCCCCAAGUACUCCAUCCUUGCGCUCGGUUUCUCGCUCUUCUUGCUUUCUUCUUGUUGCAGAGUCAUGGGGAAAGGCAAAGACACCAGGGACUCAACAGCAGCCAUUUCCACGGUGCCAUUGACCAAAACCCCAUCCAAACAAUACGGAGAGGAUGAAGGCGAGGAAGAUCGGUUUCACAAUGCUCUACUGGAACUGAAGGACCUCCGCUCUCAGCUCUACCAUGCUGCAGAUUACUGCGAGACUGCAUUUUCAAAGGCCGAGCAGAAGAAAAUGAUCUUGGAGGGAACAAAGAGCUAUAUAUGUGAAGCAAUUGUAGCAGUCGUGGACCAUUUGGGAAAUGUUUCCUCCAAGCUCGAGCAGAGUCUCCUUGCCAAUACUGCGGUUGUGCUGACAGAGCAAAGGAUUGAUUGCUUGAAGCAGAGGCUUCUCACUUGUCAGCAAUAUGCUAUAAGUCUCGAGCUGUCUAGCAUGCAACUGAGCCUGAAGUUCCCUCGACAUCAUGAGCAUUAUGUUUCAGCAGAAACAGUGACUCAGCAUAUUGAAAAGUCGAGUGAUCUCUCCAGGCCUGGUGGAUCCGAGACUCCUACCAAGAAAGAUCAUAUGGCUGCGAUGGCUCAUUCGCUUGAGUCCGGUGCUACUGACCACUUCUUUCCAGCAAGCAACCAAACCAUUUUGGGAGUAGAGCUUGCUAAGGCAGCCCCAGUUGUCAAAGGCCCAUCUGUACUCUCGAGAACAAGAAAUCCUUCACUUAAAUUCAAGCCUGAGGAUUUAUAUAUGCUGGGAGGUGUCUAUCAAAAGAAGAAGCCCAUGCAAGUGAACAACAUCUUGUCAUUUUUGAGAGUUAGUAAAAGAAAGACAUAAAAAGUGCAUUGUGGGGAUUUACUGGAUCUUUUAUCCAAACCUCAAAUCACAGACUGCCUAGUUUUGCACUUAGUUAGAACCAUCUGUUUCCUAUGUUUUUAUGAAUGUGACACACCAUGUGAAUGUUUAGCAUGUUAAAUGCAUCCAGGUUGUGAUUCUGUCAA
Molecule: messenger RNA, 1234 nt
Organism: Musa acuminata subsp. malaccensis (wild Malaysian banana)
Lineage: Eukaryota; Viridiplantae; Streptophyta; Magnoliopsida; Zingiberales; Musaceae
Product: probable protein ABIL5
Source: RefSeq, a predicted model, not a curated record